AUGUCAAACUCUCAAGAUCGCAACCCCGUCCCCGACCAAGCCGAAGACGACGCCUAUUUCCCCUCUCCAUUCUCUUUGACCCAAUACGUUACUUCCAAGACCGAUUUCGACGGUGCAUCCUACCCCAACGCCUACACCGGCAAAAAAUGGAAAAUUCUGGUUAUUGGCACACAAGAACGCUAUCUACGCAUGGCCGAUGGAAAGUUUUUCUCCACUGGAAACCAUCCAGUGGAAAUGUUGUUACCGAUGCUGCAUCUCGAUGCUGCGGGCUUUGAGCUUGAUAUCGCGACGUUGACAGGCGAACCUGUGAAAUUGGAGAUGUGGGCGUUUCCUAAGGAGGAUGAGGCUGUGAAGGGGAUCUAUGACAAGUACAAGCAGAAGAUGAGGAAUCCGCUUGCACUGUCUGAUGUCUGGGGUAAGGGAUUCGAUAAGGAGACGCCUUAUAUCGGUGUUUUUGUGCCUGGUGGGCAUGGAGCUUUGAAUGGGAUCCCGCAAUCCCCUGUUGUGGGAAAUAUUCUUCGCUGGGCGGAUGCUAACAAGCGGUAUUUGAUUACGCUCUGCCAUGGUCCUGCUUGCAUGUUGGCAGCCAACGUCGCCAAACCCGACGGCGAGAAAUUCAUCUAUGAGGGCUAUAAGAUUGAUGUAUUCCCUGAUUCGCUGGACACUGGGGCUAACAUCGAUAUUGGAUAUAUUCCUGGCAAGAUGAGUUGGUUGGUGGGAGAGGAGUUGAGGAAGCUUGGGGUGACGCCUAUAAACGACAAGAUUACGGGUCAGACGCACCAGGAUCGAUAUGUGUUGACUGGAGACUCACCCUUGGCUUCGAACAACUUGGGAAAGUUGGCUGCGAAUACUCUGCUCAAGGAGAUUGAGAAUUUGUCGUAA
This is a messenger RNA of Aureobasidium melanogenum CBS 110374, 882 nucleotides long. Its product is annotated as chaperone HchA. The record is from RefSeq and is a predicted model, not a curated record. Bases 1 to 882 code for a protein of 293 amino acids. The transcript has a single exon. Gene Ontology annotation, molecular function: protein deglycase activity. NCBI's taxonomy places the organism in Eukaryota, Fungi, Ascomycota, Dothideomycetes, Dothideales, Saccotheciaceae.